Zingiber officinale is the source of this 513-nucleotide messenger RNA. RefSeq lists its product as uncharacterized. Lineage: Eukaryota; Viridiplantae; Streptophyta; Magnoliopsida; Zingiberales; Zingiberaceae. The transcript is spliced from 3 exons. The record is from RefSeq and is a predicted model, not a curated record. The coding region runs from base 1 to 513 and encodes 170 amino acids.
AUGACGGCCCUCACCAAGAAGAACAAGAGGUACGAAUGGACGGAGGAUUGUGAGAGAAGCUUCGCGGAGUUGAAGAGAAAAUUGACUAGUGCUCCAAUUCUCACUCUUCCAGAAAGUAAUGGGGGAUUCGAUAUGUAUAGCAAUGCUUCCAGAUUGGGACUCGGAGCUGUACUUAUGCAGAAUGGAAAAGUCAUUGCUAUGCACCAGAUGGAACUCUUGUCGUUGCCUGCCCAAAUGGAUAGAUUCUCAGAGCUAUAUUCUAAGGCUUGUGCAGAGUCCCCGAUAAUAAAUCAAUCCUUGCAUACUACUCAUUACCAGAAUAAGGUGCUGCGGGACAAGGUAACAGAAUUGGAGCUUCAGUUAAAUGACCUCGCACAAGCUAGUUAUGCCCUAAGAGCUGAAAUAAAAGACCUGACCAGAAGGAAUAUCCAUCUGGAAGUAUCCCUGGCGCAGGCUAACCAUAAGCUUAAAGGCCUUCAAGCAGAAAAGAGCCAGAUUGAUGUCGUGCACUAG